Messenger RNA from Cucumis melo (muskmelon), 1000 nucleotides. Its product is annotated as ankyrin repeat-containing protein P16F5.05c. The transcript is spliced from 6 exons. The record is from RefSeq and is a predicted model, not a curated record. Gene Ontology annotation, biological process: positive regulation of transcription by RNA polymerase II. Gene Ontology annotation, molecular function: protein binding; transcription cis-regulatory region binding. Lineage: Eukaryota; Viridiplantae; Streptophyta; Magnoliopsida; Cucurbitales; Cucurbitaceae. Bases 222 to 683 code for a protein of 153 amino acids. Gene Ontology annotation, cellular component: nucleus.
AGAUGCAAUGCUAAGGCGGCAGUUGGACGGAAUUGCUUUUGCACUCUCUUCCGCCUACAAUCGACAAUUUAGGGUUUAAUCUCUUUACAGUGACAAGGGGAUCGUCGCAAGCAGUUCAGAUUUUGAAGGAUUCUCUUUUUUCGGUGGAGAUUUCGGCUGUAUCACGAUGGUUGUGGAAGCUAAUCAAUCAGAAGAGCAGAGCACCGUGCAAACCACGAUGAAUGACAUUGAGGAUCUCGUUGAUGUACAAUCUUCAAUCUCUUGCUUUAUUGAAUCCUCUAUUUCUGGCUGCUAGAUACAACGAUUUGGAGGAUGUAGAAAGGCUUACUUCUGCUGGUGUUUGUCUCGAUUCCAAGGAUUCCGAGGGCCGAACUGCUCUACACAUGGCUGCUGCAAAUGGACAUCUUUCAAUAGUGGAGUUUCUCAUAAAUAGAGGAGUGGAUGUGAAUGCUUUGAAUGCAGAGAAGAACACACCACUGCAUUGGGCAUGUCUGAAUGGGCAUAUUGAGGUGGUGAAGAAGUUGAUCUUGGCAGGAGCCAAUUUGAGCUUGUUGAACAGCCAUGAGAAAACUCCCGUGGAUGAGGCUUUGACUCGGGGGAAAAUGGAUGUCAUUGACGCAAUCAACACGGUGGCUGCGCAAAUCGAGCUCACCGGCAUCAAUGUUUCAACCGUGGAAACAUAAUUGAGGGAAAUCAAAAUUUUGAUCUGCUGUUGGCUUAAUAUAUUGGAUAAAUUAUGACUCUUACAAAGAUUGCAGGAAAAAAGAUAAGAUGAUGCCUCAAUAAGACUACAAAUAGCCACAUCUUGUAAUGUCAUUUAAAUGCUCGAGUGUGUUGGUUUCUGUAAAUUGGGGUUUAAUUUAGGUUUCAUCUUGAUGAUUACGUGGUUUAGAUUUAGAUUAGUCUGUUGAUUGGACCUUAACUAUUAGACUUUGUUAAGUUACGUUCUCUAUCAAUUUUGGAUUCAAAUAAGCAUUGAAAAUGGGCUUCUUGUUGUUUA